Fonticula alba is the source of this 1347-nucleotide messenger RNA. RefSeq lists its product as hypothetical. The transcript is spliced from 2 exons. Bases 1 to 1347 code for a protein of 448 amino acids. The record is from RefSeq and is a predicted model, not a curated record. Gene Ontology annotation, biological process: UDP-galactose transmembrane transport. Gene Ontology annotation, molecular function: UDP-galactose transmembrane transporter activity; UDP-glucose transmembrane transporter activity. Gene Ontology annotation, cellular component: Golgi membrane; endoplasmic reticulum membrane. NCBI's taxonomy places the organism in Eukaryota, Rotosphaerida, Fonticulaceae.
AUGACCCGCCCGCUCACGCAGGCCAGCCGGGCCUCGGCCUCGGAGGCCGUCCACCGGGGCAAGAAGACCGCCUCAUCUGUCGACUCGGUUGACCUGGUCACAUCCUCCCCCCCCGGAGUGGGCUCCGCCCCGGCCCGAUCGGCCCUCCGGGAGACCCUUCACUUCGCCCUUUUGGCCUCCGGUCUCUAUGCCUCCUUCCUGACGUGGGGUCUGCUGCAGGAGCGCAUUGCCUCGACCACCUACCUGGCCAUCGACGGGUCAACCGCUCGGUUCCAGCAUUUCAGCCUGCUGUCGGCCUUCCAGGCGCUUUUCUCGGCCAUCUUGGCCCGGGUGUCGCUGGCUCUCCUGCACAAGGACCGGCCCUUCCCCAUCUGGCGCCGCGGCGCGGCCAGCCUGCAAUUCCUGAUGGGCCUGGUUGGCCUGACGGCUGCCUCCUCGAGCCCGCUGGCGUACGCCUCCCUCGCGUACCUGAACUACCCGACCCUGAUGCUGGGCAAGACGGCCAAGCUGAUUCCGGUGAUGCUGGUCCGGUGGGUGGUGUACGGCCAGCGGGCCGAUGCCCGGAAGGUGUUCGCCUCGCUGGCCAUCACAGCCGGCGUGUUUGCCUUUUCCAUGCUCGGCGAGUCCAGUGGCCCCUCGAAGUAUGACGGCCAGACGACCACCGGCGCUGGGCUGGCCCUGCUGGCCCUGAGUCUUCUGCUGGAUGGCCUGACCAAUGCCACCGAGGACCGGAUGUUCCAGCUGUUUGGCAAGGGUGGCUCGGCUCGGUGGCGCCUGGCCCGGGGCCCGGCCGCCGGUGCCGCUGACCCCACCUCCCCCGACCAGGUGUCCGCGGAGGCUCUGGCCGCGGCGCCCACCUUCACCGCUCCCCAGCUCAUGCUCUACCUGAAUCUGGCGCACUUUUGCCUGCCGCUGGCCGGCUUCGGGGCAGCGGUCCUCCUGACCCGGACCCUGUCUCUGCCGGGGCCGGUGGUCGGCCUGCUGACCCCCCUGAUGGAGACAUACAGCCAUGGGCUGGCCUUCCUGCGGACGCAUCCCGCCGCCCUGGUGGACGUGUGUCUGUUUGCCUUCUGCGGGGCCGUGGGGCAGCUCUUUGUCUUCGCCAUCCUGGCCAAGUUCGGCUCCAUCACCCUGGUCACCCUGACUGUGACUCGGAAGCUGGCGUCCAUCGUGGCCAGUGUCUUCCUCUUCCGGCACCCGGUUACCGGGCCCCAGUGGGCGGCCAUCGCCCUGGUGGCGGCAGGCCUGCUGAUUGAGGCCGCCGAGGGGAUUCGCAAGGCCGGGCGCAAGUCGCAGCACCCGGCCACCCCCGCCGGGGGGGCUGUCACCAAGCAGAAGGCGCAUUAG